GAUGUCGCAGACGCAUCAGAUGCGGAAACAGAGGGGAGCGAUUUCGAUGAGGAGGUUUGGGAUGACUACUGGUCCAAACCAGCAGGUCCAGCGCGGACCGACAGGAAUAUUGCUGGAACCAGCACUGCUGCAAAGCAGGCAGUGCAGAGGCUGCAAGCACGAGUCAAUUUUGACCCCCUGCCACGAGCCGGAAGUAUGAGUCAUGCAGCUCAGAAUUCUGCCGUUCAAAGCGAGCGAAAGGCCGCGGCCUUCCGAAAUCUCGGACUGACGCAAGACUCCAGAGCGACCGUGGAGCAAGUCCUGGACUCCAGAACGAUGCAUGUUCUCAGCAAGUUCCUAAAGCGUGGUCUUUUCGAUGAGAUUCAUGGCUGCAUCAGUACUGGAAAGGAGGCAAAUGUCUACUAUGCUACAUCUGGUGAUGGCAUCGAGCGAGCGGUCAAGGUCUACAAGACGUCCAUUCUUGUCUUCAAGGAUAGGGCUCGCUACGUGGAAGGGGAGUUCCGCUUCCGGCAGGGCUACUGCAAGGGCAACCCAAGAAAGAUGGUCGCUCAAUGGGCGGAAAAGGAAAUGCGAAAUCUGCGCCGGCUUGCAGCCGUCGGGAUUCCCUGCCCAGAGGUGGUUGAUGUCCGCCAAAAUGUCUUGGUGAUGGAGUUCCUCGGCCACGAUGGGAAUGCUGCUCCACGACUGAAGGACGCUGAGGGGCUUGAUGCCUCGGCCUGGGAUCAGCUUUACAUCGACUGCGCCGUGCUCAUGAGGGGAAUGAUGCAGCGCUGCAAGCUGGUGCAUGGUGACCUCUCAGAGUACAACAUGCUACACAGCGAUGGUAAGCUGUACAUCAUUGACGUGUCCCAGUCCGUGGAGAGCGAUCACCCUCAAGCACUGGACUUCCUCAAGAGAGACUGCGUGAACGUCAACAAUUUCUUUGCCAAGCGAACGUCAACAGGAGCUGUCCCAGUAAAGCGCCUUUUCGAUUUUGUUGUUACGCGCGAGCUGCCAAGGCUUGGCUCUGCAGGGAGUUCUGACGACGCUGAAGCUUUCAAGGUCGCUGCACAAGCAGGGGAGUGGCCACGAGCCCACGUCACAACGGCAAGCAAGAUGCAGCAUACGCAGCAGUCCCAUUCGUAA
Symbiodinium necroappetens is the source of this 1125-nucleotide messenger RNA. The record is from the annotation of a GenBank genome assembly. NCBI's taxonomy places the organism in Eukaryota, Dinophyceae, Suessiales, Symbiodiniaceae.